Molecule: messenger RNA, 2398 nt
Organism: Uloborus diversus
Lineage: Eukaryota; Metazoa; Arthropoda; Arachnida; Araneae; Uloboridae
Gene: Hsc70-5
Product: heat shock protein hsp-6-like
Exons: 17
Coding region: 127-2205 (692 amino acids)
Biological process (GO): cellular response to unfolded protein; protein refolding
Cellular component (GO): mitochondrion; cytoplasm
Molecular function (GO): ATP binding; ATP-dependent protein folding chaperone; ATP hydrolysis activity
Source: RefSeq, a predicted model, not a curated record
AAACGUGCAGCAGUCGCACUUGCGGUCCAUUUCGUCAGAUUUUUUCAUCAUUUGUCCUUCGGUGCCGGGCGGCUUGUAAAAUACAAAUUAUUGCUGCAAUUCCUCAAAUUUGUCAAAUUGAUCAAAAUGUUGAAAGCCUUAAGAAAUUCUAGCAUUUACUGCAAUAAAUCUUUCAUUAAAAGUGUCAAUGGAUCCAGAAGUAUUGCUACACAAGUUCGCCAAAAGGCAGUACUUUCUUUGCUUUCCAAAAAUGGUCUUCAAAAACGUUAUAAGUCUGAUACUGUUAAAGGAAGUGUAAUUGGUAUAGAUUUAGGAACCACCAACUCUUGUGUUGCUAUUAUGGAAGGAAAAACACCAAAAGUAAUAGAAAAUGCUGAAGGUUCUAGAACAACGCCAUCUGUUGUUGCUUUUACUGCCGAUGGCGAAAGGUUAGUUGGAAUGCCGGCCAAAAGACAGGCUGUUACAAAUGCUGCCAACACACUUUCUGCAACAAAGCGCUUGAUUGGUCGCAAAUUUGAAGAUAAAGAAGUUCAAAAAGAUUUAAAAAGUGCUCCUUUCAAAAUUGUAAAGGCAUCAAAUGGAGAUGCAUGGCUUGAAGCUCAGGGGAAAAUGUACUCGCCUAGUCAAAUUGGUGCCUUUAUUUUAAUAAAAAUGAAAGAAACUGCAGAAAGCUAUCUUGGUCAACCUGUAAAGAAUGCAGUAGUUACUGUUCCUGCCUACUUUAAUGAUUCUCAAAGACAGGCUACUAAAGAUGCUGGACAAAUAUCUGGCCUCAAUGUGUUACGAGUAAUAAAUGAACCUACUGCAGCAGCAUUGGCAUAUGGCAUUGAUAAAACAGAUAAAAUCAUUGCUGUUUAUGAUUUAGGAGGUGGAACUUUUGACAUUUCUAUACUUGAAAUUCAAAAAGGAGUUUUUGAAGUUAAAUCUACCAAUGGCGAUACAUUCCUAGGUGGUGAAGAUUUUGAUAAUGCUUUAGUAAAUUACCUCGCUAAAGAGUUUAAGAAAGACCAAGGCGUUGAUCUUUCCAAAGAUACCAUGUCCAUGCAAAGAUUGAAAGAAGCUGCUGAAAAAGCCAAAAUUGAAUUAUCUUCAUCUGUACAAACUGACAUCAAUCUGCCAUAUUUAACUGUGGAUCAAAGUGGACCAAAGCAUAUGAACAUGAAGUUAACCAGGGCCAAGUUUGAAUCUUUGGUUGCAGAUCUGAUUAAAAGAACUGUUGAGCCUUGUAAAAAAGCCAUCACUGAUGCAGAUGUAAAAAAGACUGAUAUUCAGGAAGUAAUAUUAGUUGGUGGAAUGACAAGAAUGCCAAAAGUUCAAGAAAUGGUACAAGAAAUAUUUGGAAAAGUACCUAGCAAAUCUGUCAAUCCUGAUGAAGCAGUUGCAGUUGGUGCUGCAAUCCAGGGUGGUGUUUUAGCUGGAGAUGUAACAGACGUGUUAUUGUUAGAUGUAACUCCUUUAUCUCUUGGCAUUGAAACACUUGGUGGAGUCUUUACUAAACUUAUUACUAAAAAUACAACUAUUCCAACUAAAAAAAGUCAAGUCUUCUCCACUGCAGCUGAUGGUCAAACUCAGGUUGAAAUAAAAGUUUUCCAGGGUGAGAGAGAAAUGGCUCUUGACAACAAAAUUCUUGGGCAGUUCUCUUUGGUUGGAAUACCACCUGCUCCCAGAGGUGUACCACAAAUUGAAGUAACCUUUGAUAUUGAUGCUAAUGGUAUAGUUCAUGUGUCUGCUAGAGACAGAGCAACUGGAAAGGAACAAAAUAUUGUAAUCCAGUCUUCUGGUGGCCUUAGUAAAGAUGAAAUUGAAAAUAUGAUUAAAAAUGCUGAAAAGUAUGCUGAAGAAGAUAAAAUUAAAAAGGAAAGAGUGGAAGUUGUUAAUCAAGCAGAAGGCAUUAUUCAUGAUACAGAAUCUAAAAUGGAAGAGUUUAAAAGUCAGUUACCUGAAGAAGAGGUUACCAGUAUUAAAACUAAAAUUGCUGAAGUAAGACAGUUAAUAUCAAAUAAAGACAAUGAAAAUCCUGAAACAAUGCGCAAAGCAAUGCAAGAAUUACAGCAGGCGUCCUUGAAAUUGUUUGAAGCUGCCUAUAAAAAAAUGGCUAGUGAAAAGCAAUCUAGUGAAUCUUCAAGUGACAGCAGCAACACAAGCAGCGACAGCAAUGCAAGCAGCUCCUCGGAGGAAGCACAAAAGAAAGAGGAGAAAAAUUAAUUUUUGAGACAAAGAUUUUUCUUAAGACUAUAGCUGGCUAUAUGUAAAUCAUAUUUGCUUGUGUUUUGCAUUGUACAACAACGACCAACAGAUUUCCUAAUAUGGAUGUUGAUUUACAGCAAGUAUCACAUGCAUUGUAUCAUAGCUCAUCAUUAUGUAGAUAAAAAAUAUCUAAACAAUUUGUUAUUCAUAA